Linum tenue is the source of this 1416-nucleotide messenger RNA. The record is from the annotation of a GenBank genome assembly. Lineage: Eukaryota; Viridiplantae; Streptophyta; Magnoliopsida; Malpighiales; Linaceae.
CACGUAAGCGUCCACGUCAUCGCGCGUUCUCAUUCUUUCCCAUGUGCAGCCGCCACACCGUAUCCUACUUCAAAUCGCACAUUCUAGAGGGAAUUUGGGGGAAAAAAGCUUCCGUCUCCACUCCGCUUCAAAUUCUAGGGUUCCUCGUUCUCCCAUUCCGCUCCAAGCUUUCAAGAGAUCAAUUACGAUGGAAGCGAAAUCAGUGCAUGGCGUUGCGUUGGUGAUGUCGGAUGAGCAAGUGGUGCAGAUGACCACCAUUAAUGAUGCGCUGAGGGAGCUCGGCAAUGAAGCUUUGCAGUGUGACGUUCAGCUCUAUACUCAGUCAUCCUCUCAAAGUAAACUACCGGUGGAGCCAUCCUCAAUAGACUUUCUGAUUUGCAUCAGUAGAUCACAUGAAUAUCCUGGUGGGAGUUGGUUUGAUGAAAUUUCGCGGGCGUUAAAACCUGGUGGUACUCUCCUUGUCUAUAAGAUUCUGCAGUCUGCUCCAAGGGAAACCGAGAAGUCACUUGAACGCCAAUUACUUUUGGCUGGGUUCUUGGAUGCUAAAGGUGUUCAGCGGAGCUCAAAUGCUGUUCUGACUGUUGUGAUUGUGAAGGCAAAGAAGGCUUCUUGGAAAAUUGGGACAUCAUUUGCUCUCAAAAAGGGUACAAAAGCGCCGGUGAAGCUUCAGAUUGAUGAUGAUUCAGAUUUGAUAGACGAAGAUAGCCUUUUGACCGAAGAGGAUUUGAAGAAACCUCAAAUACCAGUUGGUGACUGUGAGAUUGGUACCACAAAGAAAGCUUGCAAGAACUGUACCUGUGGGAGAGCUGAGGAGGAAGAGAAAGUUAAGCUAGGAUUGACCACAGAGCAGCUGAACAAUCCUCAGUCAUCCUGUGGAAGUUGUGGACUCGGGGAUGCUUUCCGUUGUGGCACAUGUCCAUACAAAGGUCUUCCUCCAUUCAAGCUUGGUGAAAAGGUAUCCUUGUCGAGCAACUUCCUCGUGGCAGACAUUUAAAAAUGCACCAUGUCGGACAUGGACUUCUUUUCGAAUGGCGAAGGAGUUUUUUGUCUGCUAAAAUGGUAUUUUCAGGUUUCUUGAGGUGGUUCAGAGAAUGUCAGAUGGUAAGAAGGGCGUCUAUUUUGUUUGCAACGUUCAGUUGAAAGUUACUACAGAUAGGAGGAUAAGUGCUGUUGAACACUUUCAUGUGCUGUACUUAGGUGAGGCAUAACGUCUUGCCAGAUUAACAUGCUGUCGAAUCUAGUGUACGAAUGGUUCCUGCUAGUUGAAAUCUCCUGUAACGAGAUGACGAAUUUAGAUAGAGUGGGGCGAGAUAGAUUGAAUUUGAGCUCUCUCAUCACAGCAAUUUUUGCUUAAUUCUAAUAGAAGUCCAGCGUUAUGAACGUUGCCUAUCUGCGCAAAUAGAAAAACAACUUGGG